CAUGGAAAAGUUGUUGUGUAAAGCCCUAGGUGUGCUGCUAACUCGACGGGGCCAACUCGCUAAUUUAUCUCUUCUGAACCUCUUCGAACAGAACUUUGUUAAGAGCUGCCGUAAUUCUUCGGUAAUUGAAGAGGAAACAACCGGAAACGAAAAUGAAAAUCCUGUUUGGAAUUCGAAAAUUUUUGUCAUUCCCAUAGUGUUUGGAUUAAUUGUAUUAAUUGGAGCAAUUGGUAAUGUUCUCGUAUUUGUUGCGGUGUGGAAGAGAGCCCUUAGAACCACGACCAACUUUUUUAUUGUUAAUUUAGCAGUUGCUGAUCUGCUUUUCCUCUUAUUCUGUGCACCUUUUCAUGCAGUCAUCUAUACGGACCAGGCGUGGUUCUUUGGCGAAAUUGCUUGUAAAUUGGUCCAUUUACUCCAAUACUCUUCCAUGCUUGCCAGUGCUUGGACAUUGGUGGCAAUGUCAGCAGAUAGAUAUUUCUCAUUGAUGAAACGUUUUAAAGUGAUAUACGAUAUUAGCCGUUCUAACGCCGCAUCCUUUAUCAAUUAA
This is a messenger RNA of Dimorphilus gyrociliatus, 547 nucleotides long. Lineage: Eukaryota; Metazoa; Annelida; Polychaeta; Dinophilidae. The record is from the annotation of a GenBank genome assembly.